Messenger RNA from Thermothielavioides terrestris NRRL 8126, 1813 nucleotides. Its product is annotated as mitochondrial 54S ribosomal protein RML2. The record is from RefSeq and is a predicted model, not a curated record. Lineage: Eukaryota; Fungi; Ascomycota; Sordariomycetes; Sordariales; Chaetomiaceae. The coding region runs from base 302 to 1447 and encodes 381 amino acids. Gene Ontology annotation, molecular function: structural constituent of ribosome; transferase activity; RNA binding. Gene Ontology annotation, cellular component: ribosome; large ribosomal subunit. Gene Ontology annotation, biological process: cytoplasmic translation. The transcript has 2 exons.
ACAGGCCAAGGGGAUCACGAAGCAAUUUUCCAAACGUUUGGAAUCGCGAAACCGCUUCCCAGCAGGCUGUACCACCUCCGCUUUCACUGUCCCUACCGUCGCCGCCUCCGCCUCUGACUUAUGACAUAUCGAGAGCGCGGCUGGAUACCAGCGGCCAAUUGGACCAUCUGCGCUAUUCCGCGCCCUUGCGAGCCUAUUUGACACCGGCCUCACCUCGAUGUCCCGAGAUUGACAAGCUCUCGGCGCUGGUUUCCCCUGCUGUCUCGGCCAGGCUUGCUCAGUUUCUCAGUGCCCUCCGACAAUGUUGCAGCCGCGGCUCCGUCCCCUGGCUGCUGGGGCAGCCUCUAUGGCCUCUCUAUGCCACCGAGCUUUCCGUCUCAACACCGCCCGAAGUUACUCGAGCGAAGUGCAAAACGAAGCCACGAAUACGUCCGGCAACGCCAACACCAGUCUCAGCGCCCCGUCGACUGAAUUGCAAGCAGUCAAGAUGCGAACGUACAAGCCACGGACACCAGGUCUUCGGCACCUCAAGCGACCCAUCAACGACCAUCUGUGGAAGGGUAGACCGUAUCUGCCGCUGACCUUCCCCAAAAAGGGCCAUGGGAAAGGUGGUAGGAACAACACUGGGCGCAUCACCGUCAGACAUCGCGGAGGUGGCCACAAGCGCAGGAUCCGCAUCGUUGACUUCAAGCGGUGGACUCCCGGGCCACACACGGUCGAGCGCAUCGAGUACGACCCGGGCCGGAGCGCCCACAUUGCCCUGUUGACGGAGCAGGCGACGGGCAAGAAGAGCUACAUCGUGGCGGCCGAGGGCAUGCGGGCCGGCGACGUGGUGCAGAGCUACCGGGCUGGCAUUCCCCAAGACUUGCUCGACAGCAUGGGAGGCGUCAUCGAUCCCGGUAUCCUGGCAGCGCGGACGGCGUGGAGGGGGAACUGCCUGCCGCUGCACAUGAUCCCCGUCGGCACGAUGGUGUACAAUGUCGGUUCCCGGCCGGACGGCGGCGCGGUGUUCUGCCGCAGUGCGGGGACCUACGCGACCAUCGUCUCGAAAGAGGAGGAGACGCGCGACGACGGCACCAAGGUGGUGACGGGCAAGCACGUCAUCGUCCGGCUGCAGAGCGGUGAAGUCCGCAAGGUCAGCAAGGACGCGUGCGCGACCAUCGGCGUCGCCAGCAACAUCAUGCAUCAGCACAGGCAGCUAGGCAAGGCCGGAAGAAGCCGGCGGCUGAACAUCAGGCCCACGGUGAGAGGCGUGGCCAUGAACGCUAACGACCAUCCCCACGGCGGUGGUCGCGGCAAGUCCAAGGGUAACAAACACCCCGUCAGUCCCUGGGGCCAGCCGGCCAAGGGCGGCUUCAAAACGCGCAAGAAGAGCAACGUCAACAAGUGGGUGGUCACUCCGCGGGUGCGGAACAUGGGCAGGCGGCGGAACAAGAAGACCGCUUAAUGCUUGCGAGGGGAGUUGUUAUGCUGCUGAAGUAUGGGCGGAAAGAUCUUGUACACUAUGUAGACCAACACCAAUUGUGAUACUGGAUGCCGGCGGCGUUGAAGUCCAACUCAUUCUGUUGGGGGUCCGAGACGUUGGCUCGAGGAGCGCGGGGAAAACGGAUCUAUUCAAGAUUCUCGCGACCUUCCUUCGUCCUGUUUUCUUUCUUUCUGUCUUUCUUUCUUCGUUCUUCCUUUGUACCCUUGCCCAUCGUUUAAUUUUCCUCCAUCUGCCCACUUGGACGCAGUUCUCCGUAUGGGUGCUGAUUCAGCGCUGUUCUUCUCUGUUCAGCGUUGGGUCGCCGGGAAUCCGCAUCCGGUAACCAAC